This is a messenger RNA of Uloborus diversus, 1629 nucleotides long. Its product is annotated as diphthine methyltransferase-like. Bases 245 to 1360 code for a protein of 371 amino acids. The transcript is spliced from 8 exons. The record is from RefSeq and is a predicted model, not a curated record. Gene Ontology annotation, molecular function: protein binding. Lineage: Eukaryota; Metazoa; Arthropoda; Arachnida; Araneae; Uloboridae.
UGUUUGUUUACUUUUCGGCUUUGCUUAGUUUGUUGUUUUGGACUUUUAAUAAAUUUAAUUUAAUCAUUCUUUUUAUUCCUUAUGACUUUAUCUUGUGAGCAAGCAAACAGCUACACUAGAUUUUCAUGUCCUUUUUAAAACAUGAGACGCUUAAAUUCCAGUUUCUAAACUUUUAAUCCUUUACACGCUGACAAGACAGCGAUUAGAAAAGAACAAUUUCCUCAAGAAUACCACAAUAUUGAUCAUGGCUGAAACUGAAUCAGUAUCUAAGGCAAAGCAGUUGUCAUCAAUGACUAUGGAGUUUUGUGCUGAUAGUGUUGAAUGGUGCCCUUUUUAUCCUUUUUCUCAGUUUCUAGUAUGUGGCACUUAUCAGUUAAACAAAGAGUCUGUUGAUGAUGAACAAAGUCGACUAGGAAAUAUCAGUUUAUUUAAAUUUUCUACUUCUACCGGUUCUCCAUCGGACAGUUUUGGGCUAGUAACUACAAAUGUUGUGCCAACUAGUGGAAUAUUAGACAUGAAAUGGUGUCCAGAUAUGAUCAGUGAUAAACCUAUUCUGGCAGCUGCAUGUAGUGAUGGCAAACUUUUACUUUAUUCGAUAAAUGAAGAAAAAGAUGAGAUAAAUUUAUUUCCUGAAGAUUCUAUAAAUCUUUCUAUUGAGUUGAAUAAAAUUUUACUAUCAUUAGACUGGUCAUGUGAAAACCAAAAAUUGCAUAAAAUAAUUACAUCAGACAAUUUAGGAAAUUUAAAUUAUUUUUCUAUGAGAGAAGCAAAUUUAUGCAUGUUGAAAUCUUGGAAAGCUCAUGAGUUUGAAUCAUGGAUAGCUGCGUUUGAUUAUGAUCAAUCUGACAUUGUGUAUUCAGGUGGUGAUGAUUGCUGCUUGAAAUGUUGGGAUUUAAGAAAUUCACAACUGCCAGUUUUUGUUAAGAAAAGGUAUUCAAUGGGUGUUACAGCUAUAUCAAAAAGCAAAAGGAAUGGAAAUGUAUUAGCAACUGGAAGUUAUGAUGAGAAUGUGUUGUUAUGGGAUACAAGGCAGUUGAGAUCACCAGUUUCGGAAUUAUGUCUCGGCGGUGGAAUAUGGCGAUUAAAAUGGCAUCCAGAUAAUCCAGAAUACUUGCUAUCAGCUUCUAUGCAUAACGGAUUUCAUGUACUUUCAACAAAAGAUACUCAACUAAACCUAAAACUACACUAUGAAAAGCAUGAGUCUUUGGCCUAUGGAGUUGAUUGGUGCCAUGUAUCAGAAUGUCAUAAAACUAAAGACAAUGAAUUGUGUUCAAGCUUAAAAAAUCAGAGCUUGAGGAAUAUAAUUUCUUCCUGCUCUUUUUAUGAUAAACUUUUGACUGUGUGGGGAAUUGACUUUUAAUACGUUUAUUAUAAUAUAAUGUAUUUGUGUUCAAAAUAUAUUUAUUUUAUUUCAUAUUUUUCUAAAUGUGAUGCAUUAAAAAAAGCGGCUUUUGAAACAAUUUGUCAUCAAGGUAGAUGGAAUACAAAGAAAAGUAGUAUGUAAUACAUAGAGAUUUUUUAAUGAUGUAGAAGAAAAAUGAAAAGUUAAGAAUAAGAAAACAACAACUACAAGAACAUAGGAAGAAAAAUAGCAGAAAAUAAACAUGCUGGAGUUCUGGUUCUUGAAUU